This is a messenger RNA of Apaloderma vittatum (bar-tailed trogon), 657 nucleotides long. It is a transcript of the gene CFAP77, whose product is annotated as chromosome unknown open reading frame, human C9orf171. The record is from RefSeq and is a predicted model, not a curated record. The annotation marks the transcript as partial. Lineage: Eukaryota; Metazoa; Chordata; Aves; Trogoniformes; Trogonidae. The transcript has 6 exons.
GGAGCUUUAGCUUAUCAGGAAAGAUCUUUACACUUUAACCUAAUUCUUCUGCAGGCAGAAGUGGGGAAGCCCCAGAGAAACUGCUACAACCUGCCAGGCUUUGGUUUUUCAUAUGGACUGUACAUCCACGGGACAGAUGGAGGAGUCCGUGAAGCAAUAGGCCACUGGAACACAGUAAAGCCCAGGACUCCUUCAGCUCCGAUCAUGCCCCGAGACUUCAUCACCAUGAACCGUGGUGCUCUGAAGGCUGGUUAUACCACAGCGCGUGAAUAUAAUUUGUACUACAAGGCCAAGGACAUUCGGUGCAAAAAAGAAGAAUACAUUUCCUUCAAGAGAUGUUCUCCUAAAGCACCUGCAGACUUGACUUACGGCAGCCCACCACGGCCUUCCACUCCCUUUUUUGACCUCCUUCAGCACAAAUACAAGGAGCUGUGGAUGGAGCAUCAGAGAGCCCUGACAAUGGCCCUGCGAACGCAGAAGAAAAAGUCACGGAAAGAAAAAGUGCGUGAAACUCGCACCACAAUGCUGCGAAAACAGCCACCACCUGAAAAGGAGGAGUCCUUCUGGCACCUGCCCCACUUCGAGAAGGUUGGGCCUCAUCUCAGUACUUUUCCAGACUGUGAUGCUCGUAAAAAGGCAUUCAGUGCCUCCCAUUGA